This is a messenger RNA of Pyricularia oryzae 70-15, 6205 nucleotides long. RefSeq names its product E3 ubiquitin-protein ligase UPL3. NCBI's taxonomy places the organism in Eukaryota, Fungi, Ascomycota, Sordariomycetes, Magnaporthales, Pyriculariaceae. The record is from RefSeq and is a predicted model, not a curated record. Gene Ontology annotation, biological process: protein polyubiquitination; proteasome-mediated ubiquitin-dependent protein catabolic process. The transcript is spliced from 5 exons. Gene Ontology annotation, molecular function: ubiquitin protein ligase activity. Gene Ontology annotation, cellular component: nuclear speck. Bases 1 to 5772 code for a protein of 1923 amino acids.
AUGUCUCCCAGAAUCACCCGCUCGUCGGUUCGUCACGCCGCAAACCAAGCAGGUCCGCCGCCCUCCACAACUCCUGCCCCAGGUGGCGCAGAACCCGUCACGGCUGCUCCUGCUGCCUCAACUCCCGUCUCUGCCAGUCAGACCUCGCGUGCCACCACCCGCAAGCGGAAGUCAAGGGAUUCCAAUACGUCACAGCCCGAAUCUCCGGAUCACACCGCGGCAUCCCGUCGACCUAAACGUCAGAAGCCGGUUACCGAGUCAUCAGUAAAACCGCCUUCACAGUCCCCUGCCGCUUCCACCAGAAGUCGAAAGGGAAAGGCUCCUGCUGCAAUGUCUAGCCCAGAUCCCAAUGUCGGGCCGUCUGGCCCACCCGAUAACGCCACAUCGGCGUCCUCGAGUAGGAAGUCCAGCAGAAGCAAGAAGAAUACACAACCCUCGGCAGAGUCGAGCACACGACCCCAGAGCUCUGCAAAACGCCGAACAUCUCAACGUCCCUCUAAGAACGAUCCAGAUCAGGAUAUGGUCAUGACUGGCACCGACGAAGCCGAAAAAGCAAAGCCUCCGCCUCCACCAGACCCUGCAGAGCAGCAAUCUGGAGAUGAUAGCGACGAGAACGACGAUGAUGAUGACCACAGAUAUGACGAUGACGACGACGACAUCGAUCCUUUUGGUAGCUUUGGAGGCCCGCCUCGCGGCCUGGUGGGAGGUCUUCCGAUGUUGCAUACUCUUAUGUCUGGAAUGGGUUCCAGACUUCGCUCCCUUAUGGCCAAUCUAUCCAACAAAGAGGAUCCAUCAGUACAACUGAUCGCAUUGCAAGAUCUGUCCGAGAUUCUCCUCGUAUCAAACGAAGACAAUCUUUCUGGGCACUUUUCACCCGAUGCCUUGGUCAAAGAGCUCGUGGCUCUGAUGCAGCCCCACGAGAUUACAGGGGAGGAGAAUCCAGAGAUAAUGCUUUUGGCCUGCCGCUGCUUGGCCAACCUGAUGGAGGCACUGCCACCAAGCGUUGCCAACGUGGUGUAUGGAGGGGCAGUUCCUGUCUUGUGCCAAAAGCUGCUUGAGAUAUCCUUUAUCGACUUGGCAGAACAAGCCCUAAGUACCUUGGAGAAGAUCUCUUAUGAGUACCCGGCCAGCAUUGUCCGCGAGGGUGGCUUAACGGCUUGUCUGUCGUAUCUGGAGUUCUUCCCAACAAGCACGCAGCGAACAGCCGUGACUACCGCCGCAAAUUGCUGCAGGAACAUUACGGAAGACUCGUUCCCCGUCAUCAAGGAGGUUAUGCCUAUUCUGCUCAACGUUCUCAACAGCAGCGAUCAACGAGUUGUGGAGCAGGCAUCUCUAUGCGUAUCACGCAUCGUCGAGAGCUUCCGAUACUAUACUUCAAAGCUGGAGGAGCUUGUCAGCGUUGAUCUUCUCAAGGCCGUCCUACGACUACUUCUUCCAGGCACGACAAAUCUUAUCUCACCGAGUAUUCAUACCCAAUUCCUCAGGGUUUUGGCACACACAGCUCGAGCAAGUCCUCGGCUAUCGGCGGAACUCUUCAAGCUGAACAUUGUCGAGACGCUGUACCAGAUCUUGACUGGUGUUUCGCCUCCAGCCGGUACUGAUGAUGUCGCCUCUAAGCUGGACAGUGUCCUCAUAAUGCAGGCUUUAAUCCACCGUCCUAGGGAACAGAUUAUUGAGACAUUGAAUGUCAUAUGCGAACUGUUGCCUGCUCCUAUUCCUGUAUCUGCGCCCCAGCAAUCCGAGAUAUCUGUUUCGACAGCAGAACCAGCAACCCCGUCUUCUCAGGCGUCUCGGAAAAAGACGACAAAUGAAAAGAGAGUCGAGCUCCUCGAGGACUGCAAGGAGCAAGUUCGGCGCUUCUGUUUGAUCUUGUUCCCUACCCUCACGGAUGCAUUCUCCAGUACCGUCAAUUUGACAGUCCGCCAAAAGGUUCUCACUGCACAACUCAAAAUGUUGUCAAACUUGGACACGGAAAUUCUCACGGAAGCCCUCAAGGUUGUCCCUUAUGCUUCGUUUCUUGCUUCAAUUUUAUCGCAGCAAGAUCAUCCUAGCCUCGUUAUGUACGCCCUGCACGCUACCGAGCUGCUUAUGAGCCGUCUCGAUAGCGUCUAUAGGUACCAGCUGUACCGUGAGGGCGUUAUCACGGAAAUCACCAAGCUUUCCAUCGAGGAAGAUAAGUCGGUAGCAGAUGAGGGCAAGAAGCCCGCUGAUGAAGCAGGGUUGGAAACACCCGGACAGUCUACGGCCUCGGCCGCAGCUGGGAGCAAGGCUGCCGAUCACGAUUCAGACGAGGAAAACGGUGACGAGGACAAAGAUGACGAUGACGAAGACGACCACGACGUAGAUGAUGAUUGUGAGGAUGGCGAGGAUGCCAUGCGCUCUCACCACUCAUCUGACGACGAGAAUGAUGACGAAAACGAUAACAAUCACCGAAUCGAAGAAAUGUCAGCGUCACCGGCCAGUUCCGAAGGUUCCUCGAUGUCCAUCGAUGGUCCAGCUCGUCAUAUUAUUGCUCCUAUUGAUUCCAUGCAGAAAGCCAUUUCGGAUGUUGCCAAGAAGUUCCUUGAGACCUACGAAACGGAGAAGCACAGCAAGGUUAUGAAGAAGAAGGCCACCAAGAUUCUCGACAGUCUCUCAGCCCUCGCGACGGAUAUCGAAGUCUUCUACCUCCAACGCAGCUCUCAAAGCGUAGAUGCCUCCAGAGGUGUUGCUUAUUUCAAGCAGCUUGCGUCUUACUUCGACUCGGACCAGCUGGAGAGCGUCACAAGUGCUGAGCUUCUUGCUUCAGGACUGGUGCGGGUUCUUGAGCGGGUGUUUAGUAAUCCCGACGAGAGCCUUGCUGCGGCUGCGCAGUCGGACUUUCUGCAAGUUUUUAUGGGCUACACUGUCAAGUCAAAGCCAAAGACUGCUACGGCAGACUCGCCGGCUACUCCUUUUAGUGUCAUGGUUCACAAGCUGCAGGAUUUACUAAGCAGAUCAGAGCAUUUUGAAGUUAUUACAGUCCAUCAGAAUGCGCUUGAUGGCAAUAGGAGCAGUGCAGCAUCAAUGCUGGCCAAGCAGAUCAGGCUCAGGUUGGUUGCUGACGAUGAUUCGGAUAUACCUCGGGCGUAUCGCAAUAUCAUGGUCAGUAUCCAUGCCAUUUCGACAUUCAAGUCCCUGGACGAUUACCUGCGACCUCGCAUCAGUCUUUCGGAACGACCUAGGAACAACAGCUCUAGGAGUGUUCUUUCAAGGGCUAUGGCUGCACUUGCUGGCCAUCCAGGAAUUCCUCUAGAGGCGGCCGAGCGGCUCGCUGCCCGUCUGCCGGCCCUUGCCGCAGGCGGAAGCCCUUUCGGUGGUCCGAGUGCAGGAUCGUCGCUGUUCCAGCCUUCGCAACCCUCUGCGUCUCGAUCCGCCCGCAAGCCCAAGGCCAAAUCCAACUCGUAUGCGGAGUCCCCGAGCACGCCAGACCAAGCUUCGCCAACGUCUCGCGAUAAGGCUGUGCUCAGACGGUCGAGUAGACGACAGGCUGCAUCGGCGGAUACGCCCCCACCACCACCCCCUCCUGAAGAAGAAGAGAGCUUGGCCAAUGCUCUCGAGUGUGCCGAUGAAAAGCAGCUUUCUGACGGGGACGACAUGGGAGAAGCUAGUGCGCUCGAUGCGAUAGUGGGCGAGCUUGAGGAAGACAUGGGAGACGAGCCAGCAGUGGAUCCUACAGCUGUUAACAUGGAGGUUGCAGCUGGCGGGAAGAUCACCGCGAGGAAGGACGAUGGGACGCGUGUGCCAACCCCCUCACAGGCAGCCGGCUCGGCUUCAACCGCACCACCAUCAGCCAGUGGAAUCAGUAGGGACAGGACCAGUGCCAUCAGUGCGGCCUUCCAAAGCCUGCAGGGUACUCCCACCCCCGGCGGACCUUCGAGGCCGCUGUCAUAUGCUGCUGCGGUGCAGGCAACUCCACAAGACUGGCACAUUGAGUUCAGUGUAGAUUCCAAAGUGAUCCCGAACGAAACGACAAUCUACCGGGCGAUACACAGCCCCAAUGCGAUUGUCGAUAGCAGCGUCAGCCGCAGCGUCUGGUCUGCUGUACACUCGGUCAAGUUUCGCCGAGUCCCCGGUCCACCUCCAACUUCUGAAGGCUCACCUUUCGGUGCAUCUUUUGAAGGAGCUGCAGGGACCGUGGAUGAGAACGGGACACCUGCAUCUCUCAGCAAGCAUCCUGCCACUACGUCAAUCUUGCGUCUUCUCAAGAUGCUUCAUGAUCUGAAUGCCAAUAUUGAUGACGUUUUGGUAGAGAACAAGGAGGCCUUGAAACUGAACAUCGAGCCACUAUCGCAAUUUGUAAACACGAAACUCACGGCAAAACUAAACAGACAACUGGAGGAGCCGUUGAUUGUGGCGAGCAAUUGUUUACCCAGCUGGAGUGAGGAUCUGGCUAGGCAGUUCCCAUUCUUGUUCCCCUUCGAGACGAGACACCUAUUUUUGCAGUCAACCUCAUUUGGCUAUGCACGAUCCAUGACAAGGUGGCAGAACGCGCAAUCUCAAGAGGAAUCGCGUCGCGACCGAAGGGAUGAGCGUCCCUUCCUGGGCCGCCUGCAGCGCCAGAAGGUGCGCAUUUCCAGAUCCAAGAUACUCGAGUCGGCGGUCAAAGUCAUGGAGCUGUAUGGCGCAAAUCAGAGCAUACUUGAGGUGGAAUAUUUCGAAGAAGUUGGUACUGGCCUCGGGCCUACCCUGGAGUUCUACAGCACGGUGUCCAAAGAGUUCUCGAAGAAGAAGCUCAAACUUUGGCGCGAUGCGGAUCCCCACGACUCGGACGAGUUUGUUUCCAGCCCCAACGGCCUAUUCCCGCGACCGAUCAGUGAGGAAGAUGGCUCGGGAAGCAACAGCGAUAGGGUUUUGGGUCUUUUCAAGAUCCUUGGCAAAUUCGUUGCUAGGUCAAUGAUCGAUUCUCGAAUUAUUGACAUCAAUCUUAAUCCCAUCUUCUUCAGAAUCGGAGAUGAAAAAUCAGGGGUGAAGCCUUCGCUGGGCGCGGUCAAGAUGGUUGACCCAGCACUUGCACGGUCACUGAUGCUGAUCAAGAAGUUUUCCCUGGCGAAGAAGGAAAUUGACGAGGAUCCUUGCCGGACGCCUGCCCAGAAGGUCGCCGACACGGAACGUAUCACGCUUAACAACAUCUCUAUAGAGGACCUAUCGUUGGAUUUCACACUACCUGGCCAGCCCCAUAUCGAGCUUAUCCCCAACGGGGCUCAAAUCAACCUUACUAUGGACAACGUGGAUCUUUACCUCGACAAGGUCAUCGAUAUGACCCUGGGGAGCGGGGUUCGUCGACAGGUCGAUGCCUUCCGCCAAGGCUUCUCUCAGGUGUUCCCUUACGCCGCCCUAAGCGCUUUCACUCCGGAUGAGCUUGUGUCUCUAUUCGGUCGUAUUGAUGAGGAUUGGUCCCUUGAAACACUCAUGGAUUCAAUUAAGGCCGAUCACGGCUACAACAUGGACAGUCUUAGUGUCAAGAAUCUCCUGCAGUUCAUGAGUGAGCUCUCGCCUGCUGAGCGACGCGACUUCUUGCAAUUCACCACGGGCAGCCCUAAGCUACCUAUUGGAGGGUUCAAGAGUCUCAAUCCCAUGUUCACUGUGGUAUGCAAGCCAAGCGAGGAGCCUUACACUUCAGACGACUAUCUUCCGAGCGUGAUGACAUGCGUCAACUACCUCAAGCUUCCAAACUAUACCGAUAUUAAUGUCCUCAGGAAGAGGAUGUCGACAGCUAUGAAGGAAGGCCAGGGAGCCUUCCACUUGUCUUAGCUCUUAUCAAGACUGGGACUCGUAAUGCCGGAUAUGUAUUUAUUAUUUCGAUCGCCGCCCGCCUCUCCCGGCAGCAAUGAUCCUUGCCCUUCUUGGAAGGUUCGCGUGUGAAUUGGCAGGCGCAAGGUUUUCCGGGGAUAACAGCGAUGACUGCAUCAAUGAUGGCCACGAUGAGAGGCAUUAACAUUCUGUUUUUGGGCGCCUAUUUGGGGUUUUAUUCUUGUCACAUGCAUUUAAGGCAAUGGUAUUAAACUUGAGGUACAUGGCGAACUGAGUGAGGAUGGUUCCAAAUUGCCCCAUAUAAUAGCUGGAGAACAAGGCAGACGAUUGAAGCACUUGUUCGCCUGACCUUGAUUUUUAUAUUCCUAUCAGCACCAUGUAGCGAUAUUUUCAUUUGCCCUUGACUAGCCGUAAAUCAAUGUUUUUAUGAUCG